This is a messenger RNA of Patella vulgata (common limpet), 2346 nucleotides long. RefSeq lists its product as uncharacterized. The record is from RefSeq and is a predicted model, not a curated record. The transcript has 13 exons. The coding region runs from base 290 to 1282 and encodes 330 amino acids. NCBI's taxonomy places the organism in Eukaryota, Metazoa, Mollusca, Gastropoda, Patellidae.
CCCGCCAUCUUAUCAAGUUGGUACUAUUUGCCCUGACGAAACUGCAGAAGGUGCAGCAGUAUUGCCUUCAGCAUCUCUUAUUAAUACAAACAAAAAUAAAUCUACAUCAGUAGGAGGGACAUCAAAUGCCAAGGCUCAAGCUGUUGAUGUGAGUAAUCAUCCAAAUAUUUGCAAAAAAACGGCAUCCCUUGGGUGUAGCCACCCCUGUAAAUCAGGUUCAGCCUUGCCAUCAUCACCAACUGUAGGAGACCAGAUAUCAUCUAAAACAGUCUUUGUAACUGCUGAUGACAUGGAAUCCAGAAACGCAACUAAGAUAACAAUGUUUGGAAAAAAGAAAGGAGAUGGUGCUGCCCCAACACUAACAUAUAGUUCAACAUCAUCCCAGCCUAGUAGUUAUCGUGGUGGGUUUAAAAAAAGGGGCGAAGAAGAUCGUGGAUUUGGAGGACAAUCAAGCGAAAAAAAAGCCAGCACCAAUGUACUUGGAGACACCCAAUCCUAUGUUACAACUCAUCAACAAACAGGUGUAUUAUUUGGAGCUACUUCAUCAGUUGGUGGAGCUUCAGCAUUAAGUAGUUCUCCCGUUGAUGCUUCAUUGAUCAGACCUCCAAAAUUUACACCAUCCCAGACAUUCGACUCUACAGCGAGUAGUGCACAGAAUUUUCCUAGUGCUGCUCCAACACUAACAUAUAGUUUAACAUCAUCCCAGCCUAGUAGUUAUCGUGGUGGGUUUAAAAAAAGGGGCGAAGAAGAUCGUGGAUUUGGAGGACAAUCAAGCGAAAAAAAAGCCAGCACCAAUAUAUUUGGAGACACCCAAUCCUAUGUUACAACUCAUCAACAAACAGGUGUAUUAUUUGGAGCUACUUCAUCAGUUGGUGGAGCUUCAGCGUUAAGUAGUUCUCCCUUUGAUGCUUCAUUGAUCAGACCUCCAAAAUUUACACCAUCCCAGACAUUCGACUCUACAGCGAGUAGUGCACAGAAUUUUCCUAGUGCACCAUCAUUUGGUAGUGGAUCUGGCGGUAACGGAAGGGGAGGGAUUAGUGGUGUGAGUGGACAACCAACCACCGGACAGAAUCAACAAACAGCCGGGGGAUUUGGUGGACCUCCGAAGUUUAGUGGUUCUAGUGCAUUUGGUAAUCUGAAUCAACUUGAAGAUUUUGCUAGUUUAUCGUUAAGUCAACAGAAACAACAGAAUUUUCCACCUGUGCACCAUCAUUUGGCCAAACAUCAUCACAGCAUGUUAGUGGCAGAGGGAGGUUGGGAGGUGGAGGAGGUGGACUUGUAGGUGCAGGACGGGGAAGGAGUGGAGUGAGUGGACAACCAACCACAGGAAUUAAUCAACUAACAGCCGGGGGAUUUGGUGAAGCUCCGAAGUUUAGUAGUCCUCAAGGAAUGGGUGCAGAAUCUGCGCUGGAUGAUUCUAGUGCCCAGACAACAGAUCAGCCUAUAUUUGGUAUUAAUCAACAAACUGUUCAAGAUUUUGGUAGUUUAAUUGGGUCAACAGAAAUAACAAAAUUUUCCAUCUGAUGCUGGUUGUCCUAACCCAGGAGGAGUCGGGAAUAUACCAUCGUACUUAUAGACAAGAGAAAGAAUAUGAGGAAUGAUGAUAUUUUAUGUUGCUCUCGUAUUGUUCAUACAUUUUUAUUUAUAUGCCUACUUAUCAGUGUGAUCGGAUUGUGUCGCCACCCUGUCCGCUCGUCGAUUGGUCCGCCUAUUAUUGGCUUGCGAACUUUUUAAAAAAAUUUAGUGUGAAGCAUUGUGGUCAUAAGAGGACUCAACAUUUAUGUCCUCUUUUCCGAAAACUUGCGUUCCACUUUCCGUUCUGGAGUUACCCCCCUUUGCCGAAAAACCUGUGAUUGGACUUUUUAUAUGAUUACAUUUUCAUGUGGACGUAUAUUGUCGUCGAUCCUGUUCUUCCGGACGUCCGUCUGUCUGUCCGUUCAUAAUUGUUUGUGGACACUCUAUAAGUCACAUUUCUUAUCCGAUUUUUACGAAACUUGAAAUAUAGGUUUAUCCCCAAAAGAUCUCGGCUGCGUUCGAUAUUGGCAUGUAUCGAAUCGAAACUACAUGGAUUAUGGCCCCUGAUUGUACGAUAAAUCACGUUUUUAGCUUGUGGACACUCUAGGGAUCACAAUUUUCACCUGAUUGUAAUGAAACUUCAAAUGCACGUUUAUAACCCGAAGAUCUUGGUUCCUUUCGAUAUUUGCGCAUAUCGUAUCGUUACUUCCUGAAUUAUGACCCUGGUUGUAAGAAAAUCGCGUUUUUAGCUUAUGUUCCCUCUAGAGGUCACAAUUUUUAUCCGAAAAAAAAACGCUCGAAUAGAUCGAAUUUCGUGAAAAUCGGGCCAAU